UCUCUCCUAACGCUGAAGACUUCUGCCCCAGAGAAUCGAACCGAAUCGAGAGCUUCAAAACCUGAGAGAAUCGGUUCGGAGAUCCAAGCGCCAUUUUACAACCAAGAAUCGAAGGCCUCGUCCAAUCGAGGGUUUUGAAGCAUAGCGAAGAUCCAGUGGCGGAUCAAGAAAUUCGUCUAAAAGAAAUCGGUUGGAUCUCAUAUGUUCAUGACAAACUCAAGUUCCUUGUGCUCUCAGGUGAUUCUGAACUAGUUCUGUUACAGUUGAACUCUUUGUAACUGCGGACACAUCCAGUGGGUCUCUGGGAAAUCUUCAAAAUGGUGGUUCUUGCAGCUUCCGUUAUAACUAAAACAGGCAAAGCCUUGGUUUCAAGGCAGUUUGUGGACAUGACUCGCAUCAGAAUAGAGGGACUACUCGCAGCGUUCCCCAAGUUGGUUGGCAUAGAGAAGCAACACACGUAUGUAGAGACGGAGAAUGUCCGCUAUGUUUAUCAACCCAUUGAGUCUUUAUAUUUGCUUCUAGUGACAAACAAGCAGAGUAAUAUUCUUGAAGAUCUUGAAACCUUGAGGCUUUUGUCAAAAUUGGUACCUGAGUAUUCUCCUGCUUUGGAUGAAGAGGGAAUUUGCAAUAUGGCAUUUGAGCUGAUUUUUGCCUUUGACGAAGUCAUAUGCCUUGGACACAAAGAGAAUUUAACUGUUCCACUGGUCAAGAAAUACUGUGAAAUGGACAGUCAUGAAGAGAAGUUACAUCUUCUGGUUAGGCAGAGCAAAAUCAAUGAUACCAAGGAUAGGAUGAAGCAAAAGGCUAGUGAGAUCGACAAAAGCAAGAUCGAUAAAUCUAGAGGAGAUAAAGGAGGGUUCAUGUCAUCUGGGCUCGGAAGACUUGACGAUGGCUUCAGCAAAAUGGGUAUUUCUGGUGGUGGAGGGGGUUUUGGCAGUGGUUCCGUUCAUGGAUUGGGUGCAGACUUGGAAUACCCUAAACCAAAAGGCCCCUCAUCGGCAGAUGCCCCUGCACAAGCUCCUGCAAAGGGUCUAGGGAUGCAGCUAGGGAAGACUCAGAGGACAAACCGAUUCCUUGAAUCUCUAAAGGCUGAAGGCGAAGUCAUUUUGGAGGAUAUAUCGGCAAAUACCAGUUCGACAAAGGCUUCUUUGGCAGUUGUCUCAACAGAUCCUGUUACAUUGAGUGUUGAAGAGAAGAUAAAUGUGAUGCUCAAGAGAGAUGGCGGGUUGAGUAACUUUGAAGUGCAAGGCACACUUUCACUUCAAAUACUGAGCAGAGAUGACGGUUUCAUUCAAGUCCAGAUUGAUACAGGAGACAAUGUGGAUUUCCAGUUUAAAACCCAUCCUAACAUCAACAGGGAGUUGUUCUCAAAUCAAAAUAUUCUAGGCCUCAAAGAUCCUAGUAGGCCAUUCCCCACUAGCCAAACGGGUGAUGCAGCUGGACUUGGCCUCCUCAGAUGGAGAAUGCAAAGCACCGAUGAGUCUCUUGUUCCAUUGAGCAUCAACUGUUGGCCAUCUGUUUCUGGUCGGGAGACAUAUGUGAGCAUAGAGUAUGAAGCUUCAUCAAAGUUUGAUCUCCACAAUGUUGCCAUUUCGAUACCUUUGCCUGCCGUUCGCGAUCCUCCCAGUGUCAGGCAGGUUGAUGGAGAAUGGAGUUAUGAUUCAAGACGUACUUGCUUAGUGUGGUCCAUUCUGCUCAUUGACAGUUCUAACAGGAAUGGUUCAAUGGAAUUUGUUGUGCCGGCAGCAGAUUCAUCAGCCUUUUUCCCUAUCAAUGUGGAAUUUACAUCACUCAAGACAUUUGCUGAAGUGAGGGUUGCUGGAAUUGUAGCUUUAAAAGGAGGUGCUCCUCCGAAAUAUUCAAGCAAGGUGCAGUUGCUGACUGAUAAUUACCAGGUGGUUUGAUUUUGAGAUGAGGGAGGGCUUAAUGCUAUCUGUUGGCAUUUUUUUGGUUAAGAUGAAAUAAAGAGUAGAGUGACCAUGCAGGUAUAAAUUGUCUGAUUUUACUAGAAAUGGAACCAAGAGCUCGCAGAUGUCUCAUUUUUUUCGUCGUUUUGGUGUCCUGGGUGACUAUUGUCUAUGAUUGAUUUGGCGAUCUGUGUGGUGUUUUGUGAGCUUCUCCUUAAUGAAUACAAGUGCUAUAUUUUGGUGUCUAA
Messenger RNA from Amborella trichopoda, 2155 nucleotides. Its product is annotated as coatomer subunit delta. Gene Ontology annotation, biological process: endoplasmic reticulum to Golgi vesicle-mediated transport; Golgi localization; retrograde vesicle-mediated transport, Golgi to endoplasmic reticulum. Gene Ontology annotation, cellular component: COPI vesicle coat. NCBI's taxonomy places the organism in Eukaryota, Viridiplantae, Streptophyta, Magnoliopsida, Amborellales, Amborellaceae. The record is from RefSeq and is a predicted model, not a curated record.